Lacerta agilis (Sand lizard) is the source of this 1154-nucleotide messenger RNA. Its product is annotated as slit homolog 3 protein-like. The transcript has 4 exons. Bases 459 to 866 code for a protein of 135 amino acids. Lineage: Eukaryota; Metazoa; Chordata; Lepidosauria; Squamata; Lacertidae. The record is from RefSeq and is a predicted model, not a curated record. Gene Ontology annotation, molecular function: protein binding. Gene Ontology annotation, cellular component: plasma membrane.
UCCGGCGGCUCUGAUCCCGGGACCUGGGCGCUGCUGCUGCUCCUGCUGCUGCCGCGGUCUCCAGGGGACAGGCUGGGCUUCUCGCCAGGCGCUUCCGAGUGCGCUCCUGGGCUGCUGAGCUCCGUCGCUCCUUCUCCAGCAACCGGUUACCUGGACUGCGAGGCAGAGCGGGAUCGGGCAGGUUGUGGCUUAAGCAACGGACCGGCCCCCUCUCUUCCACCCGCCCGCCCGUUUUGAUCCUGCGCUCUUUCUGCCUGGGCUUGAAAGGCAACGCGACGAACCGUCCGGGGACGCGGAAAGAGAUGCCUCCCGCACCGCCGGGCUUCCCUCGGCUGCGCUGAGAUCGCUGCGUGGCGCCCUCGAGGGCUGCUGGUUGGGAUCCGAGGCGCUUUUUUGGUGGGGUUCUCUUUUUCUCCCUCCUCCCCCUUCCUCACUUUUGCCUGGAGGAGAAGGCGAGCAUGCUGGGCGCAGGGAGAACGAGUUGGGGGCGCCUUGGGCUGCUCCUCUUGGGAAUGUGGAGCAUCGCGCUGUGGCAGCGGACCGAAGGAUGCCCGAGUAAAUGUACCUGCUCCGGAUCCAAUGUGGAUUGCCACGGACUGGGACUCAGAGCGGUGCCCCGAGGCAUUCCCAGGAAUGCGGAGAGACUUGACUUAGACAGAAACAACAUUACAAGGAUUACAAAGGUGGACUUUGCUGGGCUUAAGAACCUUCGUGUUCUGCAUUUGGAAGAGAAUCUAAUUAGUGUAAUAGAACGUGGAGCAUUUCAGGAUCUAAAGCAACUUGAACGGCUGCGGCUGAACAGAAAUAAACUUCAAGUUCUUCCAGAGCUGCUUUUUCAGAACACACUGAAGCUGACCAGGCUGUAAGUAUAGUUUUUAUUUUUGGCAUAGUAUAAGUGCUUUGUUUGGUUCUUUAGUCAGCAAUUUUGGCUGUGAGGUUUUGGUAUGAUGCCUUCUUGAAGUGGAUUUUGAGAUGUGUCUUGGUUUAUUGUACAAACUCUUUGCUGAAAAACAUAUCUGAGUAACAAAUUUGAGAAACAUUUCCUUCUCCUUUUACUGGUGCUGUAGAUUUAUUUAGAAAUUGAAGGUUGCUGAUGUUACAACUCCUUUUCAACAUAUUUUAUACAGGAGGAGUCUGAGAAGUUGGUAACCACA